Lactuca virosa is the source of this 900-nucleotide messenger RNA. The record is from the annotation of a GenBank genome assembly. Lineage: Eukaryota; Viridiplantae; Streptophyta; Magnoliopsida; Asterales; Asteraceae.
AUGGCGAACGUGAAAUGGACUGCGGUUGAAGACAAGAUUUUUGAAAGCGCCCUCGUUGGAAACAAAGACGCCGAGAACAAGUGGGAGUUGAUCGCGGAAUUGCUUCCCAGAAAAACCGCUGAAGAAGUAAAGGAGCGUCGAGAGACUCUACUGAUGAAUGCAGCGACAACGGGGACCACAGAAGAAGACAAGCUGUUUGAGAGUGCUUUGAAGAAUGUUCCAGAGGGUACUCCGGGAAGGUUGCAUGAGGUGGCCAAGGCCGUUCCCGGUAGGACGAUGGAGGAGGUAAGGGUUCAUUCUGAGCUCUUAAUGAUGGAUGUGGAUGUGGAUUUGAAUGAGAUUGACUUCCGUCGGGUUGAACUUUCGAAUUAUGACAAGGAAUCGGCGAGAGAGGGAUCUCAGAAGAAGAGGAAACCAUGGACAUCAGAAGAGCACAGGAAAUUUCUUGAGGGGGUGAAGGAGUUUGGAAAAGGCGAGUGGAAGAGCAUUUCGAGGAACUCGGUGAUCACAAGGACGCCGGAACAGGUUAAAGACCACUUCCGAUAUUACUUCGGGAAAAACGACAGGGAGCGAGAGCUAUACAACAACAAAACCAAAUUUAACGACGGAUUGGGGGAGCAGCAACCCAGGAGGAAGCGGCGGAGGGAAAGAACGAUGGUAUUCUUGCGAUGUCUCUUAUUCUUACCGGCGUGCGGCGGCGAGAAACGCCGGUGUGUGAGCGAAGAUUCAAUUGGGAAGAGGGAAAGAUGUUAUUCAUGUGUUCAUCAUUAUCAAUUCAGCAUCUGGAUUCAGUUAUAUAAUUACUCCAAAAAGUUUAAAGCAGUGGUCACUGGUGUGCUUGCAGCUCAACGAUAUGACGUGGAAGUUCUUAUCCAAAACUCCAACUUGGAAGCUUUUUAA